GACACGUCACCUGACUAAUCGGCAGCCAUUUUGUUUUAGGUGUUGACUUUCUCGACGUCGUGUUUUAAUAUGGCUUUAAAACUUCUGUGUUUUUUUUACUUACAUAGUUUAUUUUUUUUACAUGAUUUGACAUAUUUUUCGGGUUGAAUUUACAAAAUAUCUUCAAGUUCUUUGUAUUUGCAAAUAUUUUUAGGAAAGCUAAUAGCUGGUUGGCUGACUAGUCUUUUUGAGCUAGCUUCUUUAGCCAGCUUGCUAGCACAGCGAAUUUGCCCGCAGCAAAAUGGCGACGAAUACGACACCGCAGACCCCGACGGCGAACUGGCCAUAUGGGGGCAGUAAUGCAACAGAGGUGCCUGUUCAUGAAAACCCAGAGUGGGAGAAGGCGAGACAGGCACUGGCCUCCAUCACCAAGAGCCAGGGCUCCAACAAGCCAUCUGCAAAUAAUCACGCCAACACACAGGCUGGACAGUACCAAGCAGCAGUGACUGACACUUCCACAAUGCAGCAACAACCAUACUAUCAGUGGUACCCACAGAACCAGCAACAGUACGCAGGAUACCCGUACCCCUACAACUACUACUACCCAGUGCCUCCGUAUGGAGGACCAUAUCCCCCAGGUCAGUAUGGUGUUCCAGGAGCCUACCAACAACCGACAACUCCCACUGCGCAGCACACUGGCAUGGCUGGAUUGAAGGACCAGACUCCUGGUUACCCAUGUGAAGCACAGCCUCCGCCUCCUGAUGUCCCCCAGCCUCCUCCACAAAGCCCCACAGGCACAGAGCAGCCUCCUCCUCCACCUCCCCCUCCCAUACCACCCCCACCUAACUCCCAGUACCCUCCACCUCCUUCCCCAUCCCCUUACAACCCUAAUGGAGCUCUGCCUUAUAGCCCUACCGACUCCAGUCCUGUGAGGACUUACGGUUAUGGUCAGACUAGAUCGGGUUACCAGGGUUUCCAGCCUACAAGCUACCAAACAUCCCAGCAACAGGGGACAGCACCGGGCCCGUAUGGAGGAGCAGGUCGUGUGGAUACCUGCAAGAAAGCCAAUAAUUCAAAUGUGAACAAAGGCGGGCAGCAGAUGUGGAACCGCAUGAAACAGGCUCCUGGAUCCGGAAGUGUGAAGUUUAACAUCCAGAAACGCCUAUAUGUAACGAGCAGUCAGAAUUUUGGAACUUGUGAUCAGGCAAAUGGAUUGUCUGCUUCCACCUCAACCACAUCAGCAACUUCUGUGUCUUCAGUAACAACAGCUACCACUGCAGGAGCUUCUCAAACUGGGCCUCAAGACUGGCCUCAGGCCAUGAAGGAAUAUGUGCAGCGUUGCUUCACGGCUUGUGAGACGGAAGAAGACAAAGACAGGACAGAAAAGGUACUCAAGGAAAUUCUACAGAGCAGACUUCAAGAUGGCUCAGCUUUCACCAUCGACUGGACUAGAGAACCUCUUCCGGAGGUGAAACCUCGGCAAUCCCGUUGGGAGGCAGCACCUCAACGUUCUCAAGAGAACACUAUCGGUCGAGGAGGAGCAACUCGAGGUAGGGGUGGGGCUCGGCUGGGCAACUACAGAAAUGUGUUUUCUCAAAGGAGUCCCUCUUCCAGCUCAUCCCGCUCUUCUUCACAUUCGCCAUCUCCUCAUAGCCGCUACAAAGAGAAAAGCAGACAUCGCCGCAGUGACUCUGGCUCGCAGUCUGACAGCAGCAUGUCAAGCGACCUCCGACCUCUAUCCCGACGACAGCGGGCCGGGAGAGGUCGUGGAGAAGAGAGGGAAAAAGGGAGAGGAGCAGCAGUAGAAAGGGGCAGGGGGAGAGGAGGAAAAGCGAAUCGAGGGCGAAGGAAUGACGAUCUCGCUGGUGUCCUUGGUAAAAAGCGAAAGGGUGGAACAGCAGGCCUGGACUUCCACGACCCGAACCGUGAGGCCAAGAAGCAGAGCCGAGCAGCACGAUUCCACACCAAGCGCACUGAGCCGCUGGUUCUGAAUAUCAAUGCCAUUGAGCUCCCAAAUGCUUCUCAGGAGGGCCUCAGCUGGGACGAAUGCCCCAUUGUGGGUACCUGCCAGGACAUCACCAAAAUCUAUCUGCGUCUGACCUGCGCCCCAGAUCCUGCCACUGUGCGACCUGUGCCUGUGUUGCGCAAGUCUCUGACUGCAGUGAAGGCUCACUGGAAGUCUAAUCAGGAUUACCCAUAUGCCUGUGAACAGAUGAAGUCAAUACGACAAGACCUCACUGUUCAAGGGAUACGAACAGACUUCACAGUGGAGGUCUAUGAAACUCAUGCACGUAUCGCCCUGGAGAAGGGUGACCAUGAGGAGUUUAACCAGUGCCAGACACAGCUGAAGGAGCUUUACAAGGAGUGUCCGUCAAGCAACGUUGGAGAAUUCACUGCCUACAGACUGCUGUACUACAUUUUCACUAAGAACUCUGGAGACAUAACCACUGAGUUGGUGUAUCUCACCCCCGAGCUCCGUCAGGAUGGUUGCGUGGCUCACGCUCUUGCGCUUCGUGCCGCCUGGGCGCUUGGAAACUACCACCGAUUUUUCCUGCUGUACAAGAGAGCACCACGUAUGGCAGCUUACCUCAUCGACAAAUUUGUGGAGCGUGAGAGGAAGUUAGCACUGAGGGCUAUUCUCAAAACGUUCAGGCCCUCUGUGCCGGUGGAGUAUGUACAGUCCAGUCUGGCCUUCCCUUGUUUAGAUACAUGUUUGACUUUCCUGACAGGGCUCGGAGUUACAUUCAUUCAGUCAGAUCCUAGCAAGAUAGAUUGCAAAGCCAGCUCAGCUUGUCUCUCCACUUUGUAAUGUGCGUGGGAGGGGUGGGAGUAUUUACAAUAUGAUAGGAGUGAUGAGGGACCAGAUCAAUGCAUAACCCAGCCAGCCUAUCUUAGCUUAGUGAGAUGAUGAUGAUGAUGACGAUGAUGAUGAUUACACUUAUUUAUAUUCUUAUUACUCUUGUAGAGUAUGACAUGAAUACAGAAAUGGACUGUAAAAGACAUGCAUUUAGAUACUUAGUGUGAUAGUGAUUAGCUGAUCUGCCUAUACUUGAAACCUCAGUAUUAACACUGGAAGAGAAGAUGCCUAUAUGACACAAAUCCACACAAUAACCAGAUAUAGACCAAGUGCAGUAAAACCUCAGCACUGUAGUUCGUCUUUGACUAGCAGGCAGAAAGUCUUAGACAGUUUGAAGAACGUUUCCCAGCCUCGCAGAUCAUUUUGAAGCUAAUGGUGUUCUGUGUUCUAAUGGUUUUUCUUCCCUCAAGCCAACAGCCUCAAAGCUCGUAUGACGAAAAGUCCUGAAAACCAAAGUUGUGAAGACAAAAGGCUGAUUAUGAAAUUUCCUGUUCAUCUCAGGACAAAGAUGGCUGCUGUAAGCUCUCUGUUCCAGAUUACAAGAUCCAACUGCUUCUUCAAGUUGUCAUAUUCACUGGACUUUGUCUUGCGCUGAUGAUAGAUGCCAGUCUGGUGAGAAGAUGGUUUGUAUGCCUCCAUGUGUGUCUUCAUCCUGUGUCCAUCGUGAGAGCAGCAGAAGAGCUCCAUUAGCAAUAGAGCAAUAUCCUGAGUCUUUCAUCCCAGGAAUUCCAGGUAUGGACUUGCAAAAAUGGCUCAUGCGGCAUGGCAAGAUGCGAGUCCGCACAGCUAGUGUUCCUUCUACCUUCUACAUCGUCUCCUAUACGUGCACACACACCCCUUAAUCUGUCCAUCGAGUUCACUGAUCUCCUCAGCAUCUAGAGAGCGUAUCUCACUGAAAUGGCUGCAGCAAGGCAAAGACUCAGUUAAUGGAGAUGCAGAUCUGCAGCAAAAUCUACAGAAUCUAGGACCACAGUAGUUUUGCAGAAGUUCACGACCCGAGUCUAUGUAGGGCAGCUUGCCCAAAUCAACAGCAGUUUUUCCAUGAAGAUCAAGAUCACCUACCACAGAAAUAAUCCAGAGUGCAUCACCUUGAAGUGAGGAUGGCCGUGGCAGCAGCGAAACCUGUAAGGCAGCAGAAGAAAAGCGGCGCUGUAAUCACCUCAGCUGGAUGAUGUCGUUUUGGGAGCUUUCUUCUCCUGUCCAUGUAGGAGCUGAAAGCAUAUGGGUUUGUAUCUGUCCUGAUCCUGAGCGCAUACUUGUGCGUGGUAAGAAGAAGGGACUUGGCUGGUUAUAGAAUGAGAAAUGUUGAUCCAGCAACAGAUACGGCGAUGUUUGUUUUUCAGAUGCCAUUUAUAUCAAAGCGAAACACGCGGUUAUACGAGUACGAUUUGAUUCAUCCAAUGGAGAAUUUUGUAACAUUAAAUGUCAGGUUUCUUUAAUGCUUUCCAAUAAUUAAUGUAGGAUUGUAAGGGAAUGUGACUAUCUUCUUAAUGUUGAUGCAGGAUUGCUUUGUACACAAUCGCCUGUUUUCAUCAUUUGAAACUUUUUAAAGUUGUUUGGUGAGCUUAGAGUAUUGCUUGAAGGGUCAACAAAAUCUGGCCUCCCUAUGGAUUUUCUCUUUUUGUAGUCCAAAAAGCUUGGCCUAGCUUGCUGUGUUGGAGCAUAGAGCAGACUUUGGUAUGUUUCGUCGUGUUACUGAGCAGAGAUGUUUAUCGUUGGUGUAUCUUUGAGUUAUCUUCAGGUGUGAAGCACUCAAGUGUGGAAGUGUAAAUAUUGUACAGAAUAUCUUUCUUUGCUCUUUUUGACCCUGGGAUUAAAUAGGUGAAAUUUGGUGUUUACUAUGGUAAGUGUUGUAAUUCAGACAGUAAAUGUAAAUGGAAACUUUUUUAAAAACCAAAGUUUGAUUGCAUCUAAUUUUGAGUAAUGGAAAUGUGUGUGUAUAUAAAUAUACAUAUACAUACACAUAUAUAUAUUAUAUAUAUUUAUAAAUUGAGAGGAUGCUAAACAAUUUCUUGCUUCUGUGUUGCUGGAGAUGAAAGAUAAACAG
Molecule: messenger RNA, 4883 nt
Organism: Ictalurus furcatus (blue catfish)
Lineage: Eukaryota; Metazoa; Chordata; Actinopteri; Siluriformes; Ictaluridae
Gene: leng8
Product: leukocyte receptor cluster (LRC) member 8
Exons: 15
Coding region: 281-2788 (835 amino acids)
Cellular component (GO): nucleus
Source: RefSeq, a predicted model, not a curated record